UUUCUGUUUAUAAAACUACAGGAUUAAAGGAUUCAACGGCAGUUUGGAUCUUGUGUCAUGGCAGAAGCAGGGAGCCAACAGGGCCAAUGGGAGGAAGGUUUUGAGGAUGAAUUUGGAGAAAUCAUCAAAACUCGAUCAGAUGAAAGAGAAGAUGUUCAAAAGAAAACCUUCACAAAAUGGAUAAACUCACAGUUUGCUAAGACAAGAAGACCCCCUAUCGAUGACCUCUUCACUGAUCUGUGUGAUGGCCGACGUCUUCUUGAACUCCUGGAGGGUCUCGUUGGCCAUGAACUAGUUAAAGAACGUGGUUUCACUCGAGUGCACUCCCUCAACAAUGUUAACAGGGCCCUGCAGAUCCUUCAGAAGAACAAUGUUGAGUUGGUGAACAUUGGAGGAGCUGACAUUGUAGAUGGGAAUCAUAAACUGACCCUGGGGCUCAUCUGGAGCAUCAUUCUCCACUGGCAGGUUAAGGAUGUGAUGAAAGAUGUCAUGGCAGACCUACAGCAGACAAACAGUGAAAAGAUUCUGUUAAGUUGGGUCAGGCAGUCCACUAAAAACUACAAAGACAUCAGUGUGGUCAACUUCUCCAGCAGCUGGGCCAAUGGUUUUGCCUUCAAUGCUCUCAUUCACAGCCACAGGCCAGAGCUGUUUAACUGGAGUGUGGUAGAGCAACAGGAUAAUGCCAUUGAGAGACUGGAUCACGCCUUCAACGUUGCGGAGAAGAGUUUAGGCAUCGACCGACUGUUGGACCCUGAGGAUGUUGCUAUAGCUCAUCCAGAUAAGAAAUCCAUCAUCAUGUACAUCACCUCUCUGUUCCAAGUGCUGCCCCAUGGCGUGAGCAUGGAGGCCAUCCAAGAGGUAGAGACACUCCCUCGAGCUAAAGUAGCCAAGGAGGAGCACGUCCUCUUUCAAACCCAACAGCGGUACUCCCAGCAGAUCACAGUCAGUGUGGCCCAGAGUCGUGUUCGCAGCCCAUCUCCCUCCUAUAAGCCUCGAUUCAAAAGCUAUGCCUUCACUCAAGCUGCCUACGUCAAGACGCCUGAACAGCAGAGGAAGUUCCUCACCACACAGUCUCCAGACAAGCCCGAUGAACUGCGACCAUCCCCCAGUCCCCUGCCACAGGGGCUAAAUGAGCUGGAAAGCUACCAGAGUGCCCUGGAGGAGGUCCUGACCUGGCUGCUCUCUGCGGAGGACGGCUUGCAAGCACAGCCACCCAUCUCCUCUUUUGUCGAAGAAGUCAAAGAGCAGUUUCACACCCAUGAGGGCUACAUGGUGGAGUUAACGUCUCAUCAGGGCAGUGUGGGCCGUGUUCUCAAAGCAGGAAGUGUGUUGUUGUCUGGAGGGCAGCUGACUGAUGAUGAAGAGAGGGAGGUGCGGGAACAGAUGAAUCUGCUCAACUCUCGCUGGGAACAUCUGCGUGUGGCCAGUAUGGAGAGACAGAGCAGGCUUCAUAAAGUUUUGAUGGACCUGCAGCACCAGCAACUGAAGCAGCUCUCUGAUUGGCUGGACAUAACCGAAACGCGGAUUAAAAGAAUGGGAGCACAGCCCUUAGGACCUGAACUUGAUGACAUAAAGCGUCAAAUUGAAGAGCAAAAACUCUUACAGGAAAAUCUGGAGCUGGAGCAAGUGCGAGUGAACUCUCUGACUCACAUGGUGGUGGUAGUAGAUGAGAACAGUGGUGAUGGCGCCACCGCAGCCUUGGAGGAAAAACUGCAGAAUCUUGGGGAACGAUGGGCAGCAAUCUGCAAAUGGACUGAAGAGCAUUGGAUCCUCCUUCAAAAGAUCCUGCUGUGCUGGCAGCAUUUCUCUGAGGAACAGCUGCUGUUUGAUUCUUGGCUGACUCAGAAGGAGGAGUUAGUUCAGUCCAUUCAAAGCAGCGGCACAAAUGACCCGAAUGAAGUAGCCGCCAACCUCAGGAAGCUCGCUAUUUUAAAAGCAGACCUGGAGUUGAAAAGGCAAACCAUGGACAAGCUUUGCUCCCUCGUUCAAGAUCUGCUGGCCAACAUUAAGAGCAAAGAGACUGCUGGGAAACUAGAGGCAAAGCUGGAGAGGUUUGCUCAGCGCUGGGACAAAUUGGUACAGUCGCUUCAGCUCACCAGCACCAAGUUUUCAACUAUUGUCACCACAUCCCAGUCGGAGCUCACGCAUACAACCAUGGCAACUGUCACCAAGGUGACCACAAACCAGAAAAAGAUGGUGAAGCAUACUAAGGAGGGCAUGUCUACCCCUCCACCUCAGAAGAAGCGACAGAUUGUUGCUGAUUCAGAACUGCGGAAAAGAUUUGAUGUGGACUUCACUGAAAUUCACAGUUUUAUGACCCGGUCAGAGGCUGUUUUGCAAAAUCCAGAGUUCUCAAUCUCCCGUAAGGAGGGCAGUGUGGCAGAACUGUAUGAGAAAGUGCUGGCAAUUGACAGGGAAAAAUCUGAAAAGUUCAGGAAGUUACAGGAAGCCACUCGUUCAGCCCAGGCUUUGGUGGAUCAACUCACUAGCGAUGGUCAGAAUUCCGAGGACAUCCAGCAAGCAGCUCAGCAGUUACGUGCUCGAUGGGUUGACUUCUGCGCUCUCCUGGCCGAAAGGCUGGCGUGGUUGGCCUACCAGACCAAAGUCCUGGCCUUCUACAAUCUCUUCCAGCAACUUGAGCAAGCUGUGGUGGUUGCCGAGAACUGGCUCAAGGUGCAGUCGCCGCCCGCAUGCGAGCCGGAGCCUCUGAGGAUUCAGCUUGAGCGCUGCAGGGAUGAGAUUGCUCGCCUCUCCAUUCUCCAGCCACAAGUGGACAAGCUGCAUGAACAACUUCAGGAGCUGCAGCAGAAAGAAGAGACGCCUGUUCUCUUUGAUGCUGACAUCUCUGCCUUCCAAGAGCACUACCACCAUGUCCUCGAGGACCUGAGGGCCAGGGAAAGACAGCUUGUCUUGGUCCAGUCUAGUCUUCCACCAGCACGUUAUAAGGAUGUGAUGGCAGCGCUGCUGGCCUGGCUGCAGCAGUGUGAGAAUAAACUAGCCAUCCCCUCCACAGCAGUGACUGAGUACCCUGUCAUGGAGCAGAGGCUCAAAGACAUCAAGGCAAUUCAAGCAGCACAGAAGGCGCAUCAGGGUGAUGUGGAUGACCUAAAUAAAAUGGCUGAGCAAGUAUUCCAGAAAGCGCCACCAGAGAUCUGUCAGAAGUACCGGACCGAGCUGGACAACGUGAUGGUGCGCUGGAGGCGUGUGUCUGAGCAGCUGGAAGAGAACAUCCAGAAGCUGCAGGAUCACAUGACCAAAUUACAGCAGUUCCAGAAUGACACAAAGACUCUGCAGAAGUGGAUGGCAGAGGUCGAUGUUUUCCUGAAUGAGGAAUGGCCAGCUCUGGGAGACGCAGAGGCUUUGGAGAAACAGUUGGAACAGUGCACGGCUCUGGUGAACGACAUCCACACCGUCCAACCAAGUCUGAACGGCAUCAAUGAGGUGGGACUGGCCUUGAAGAGGGAAGCUGAGACACCGUUUGCCAUCAAAAUACAGAAGAUGCUUGAUGAGCUCAAUGCUCAGUGGGAGCUCAUUUGCAAACAGGCUUAUGCAAAGAAAUCAGCCCUGAAAGGAGGGCUGGACAUGACGGUGAGUUUGAGGAAGGAGAUGCAGGAAAUGCAGGAGUGGAUCACUCAGGCGGAGGAAGAGUAUCUGGAGCGAGACUUCCAGUACAAAACACCUGAGGAGCUUCAUAAGGCAGUGGAGGAGCUAAAGCGGGCUCAAGAGGAAGUCCAUCAAAAGGAAACAAAGGUGAAGCUACUGACGGAUAAAGUCACUAAUUUCAUUUCAAAGGCUCCUCCAGCUGCCCAUGAUGCCCUGAAGGCAGAACUGGAUGUUUUGACUUCUAACUACCAGCGACUGUGUAGCCGGCUCGAUGGAAAAUGCAAGACUUUAGAGGAGGUGUGGGCAUGCUGGUGUGAGCUGCUGUCUUAUUUGGAGUUGGAGAAUGCCUGGAUGGACCUACUGGAAAAGAAAAUUGAUGAAACAGAAAGCCUUCAAGGAGGUGUAGAGGAAAUAGAAGAUGCUUUGACUUCUUUAGACACCAUGAUUAGGGAGCAUCCUGAGUAUAACCGCAACCAGAUCCGUGAAUUAGCCCAGACCCUUAUGGAUGGCAGAGUCCUCGAUGAGCUCAUACACAAAAAAGUGGAGGACUACAACACACGCUGGGAUGAACUAAUGCAAAGGGCUUUACAAAGGCGACAGCAGCUGGAGAAGAGCUUGCAGUGGGCCCAGGAGAACGACAAAACCCUGCGCCUCAUUCAGGACUCUCUGAACACCACUGACCGACAUUUGACUGCUUACAUAGCAGAUGGCAUAGACGCUGCACAGAUACCUCAGGAGGCACAGAAAAUUCAGACUGAGUUGAAUGGUCAUGAAGUGACUCUCGAUGACAUGAAGAAAAAGGCUGUCGAGGUUGACGCAUCAGAGAAAGUGAUUGGAGAGAUUGAUGCAACAUAUGAUAAAUUAUUGCAAGUGAAAGGCAAGUUCAGGCUUUUCCAAAAGCCGGCUAACUUUGAUCAACGGUUGAGGGAAUGUGAGCGAGUGUUAGAGGAGGUGAAAGGAAAGCUGGGAGUGCUGAGUAUUCGGAGUGUGGAGCAGGAGGUGGUACAGUCACAGUUGGAUCAGUGCAUGAAGUUCUAUAAGAAUCUGAGUGAAGUGAAAUCGGAGGUGGAGGCGGUGAUAAAGAUGGGAAGACAGAUUGUGCAGAAGCAGCAGACAGAGCAACCCAAGGAGCUGGACGACAGGCUGACGGCCCUCAAACUCGCGUACAAUAAUUUGGGUUCGCAGGUAACAGAAGGAAAGCAAGAACUGGAGAAGCUUUUAAAGUUAUUAAGGAAGUUUAGGAAGGAAGUAAACAGUCUGACAGAAUGGUUGGCAACUACUGAUGAGGAACUGACGCGCCGCUCAUCAGUGGAAGGCAUGCCAAGCGAUUUGGAUGCAGAGUUGUCUUGGGCGAAGGUGACGCAGGAGGACACUGAGCGUCAUAAGCCACAGUUGAAACUGGUGAGGGAGUUGGCAGAGACCCUGAAGGGUUUACUUUGUAGCCAGGAGAACCUUAUUGAUGACAAGGUCAGUCUGCUCAACUGCAACUGGAUCGCAGUGACGUCACGGAGCGAGCAGUGGCUGAAACUCCUGCUGGAUUACCAGAGUCAAAUGAAAACAUUUGAGCAGAACAUUUCUCAGAUCAACACCUGGAUGGAUUGUGCUGAAGAAGUGCUGGACGAGAUGGACAGCCAGGGCUGCGUUGAGCACGUUUUAAAGGGUUUGCGGAUGGAGCUGGAGGAGAUGAAGGGGAAGGUUGAAGCAGUGCAGGUUCUGGCAGAGGACCUUGUAAAGAACAGAGGGGAACAUUGUAAAGCUCAAGUGAAACCAAAGCUAGAACAGCUCAGUCGACGCUUUGACAUCGUCGCAAAGAGGAUUUUAACACACAUUUGUUCUCCAUCCUUGUAUGUUCAGGAGCUGCAGUUCUUGCUGCAGUUUAUCGCUGAAAACGAAGCUCUGAUGAACUCUCCUGAGUGCUGGUCUACAGCAUUCAUCAACGUUUCCCAACAAGAGAAGUGCCUCAAGGAAGUUAAAGUUAAUCUGGAUAAACUGGAGAGUCCAGUGAUGGAGGCUCUGAGCAGGGGUGCCUCUCUUCCAGAGGACAGUUUACUGGUCCAGCUGCUCAGAACCAACUGGGAAAACCUUAAAAAGCUCUAUCAUGACAGAUUCACACGCCUUGAAAAAUCCAAGAAAUUCAGUGAGGAGCAUAAAACGCUUGACAGUUGGCUCACAGAUGCUGAGAGGACGAUAGUGAAGUAUGAACAAGACCCCAUAAAUAAUAGAGACCACCUCAAGGAGCUCCAGGGGGGUUUGGAGAAACAGGAAGCAGCAGUGAAGGGGCUCAAUGCUCUUGGGACAGAUCUGACUCCACAGUGCAGUAAGGACGACAGGGACCACAUUAAACAGCAGCUUGUCUCUAUCAACUCCCGCUGGGCCAAAGUGUCCAACCAGCUCACUGAGAUCAAGAGACGGUUAGUGUCCACUGAUCUUCCUGAGAAGCAGCAACAAAUCGAGGAUCUCCUGAGGGAUUUGUCUUUGUACCAGGAACAGCUCUCCAAGCUCUCAGUUUGGGCCUCCACUACAAAGAAUCAGCUUGAGCAGUCCCCUACUGCAGUGGACCCAAAGAUUGAGGAUGAUGUAAAGGAAACGAAACCAGCAGUGGAAGCUGUUUUGGCAAAACAGAGACCACCAUGCCAACCAGAGAAGGGGCAGUUUGAUGGCCUCAGUGCAGAUUGGACAUCCAUUCAAGUUCUCCUUAAAGACUGGCGAGACAAAUGUCAGCUCGCAGCCGUAACUUUGACUGGUAGUGCAGCAGGGGAUGCAGCCCUUGAUAAAUUCAAUAAAUCCUGGACGGAGCUUGAUGAUUGGCUGACUCUUUUGGAUCACAUGGUUCAGACUCAGAGAGUAAUGGUCGGAGAUCUCGACGAGAUCAACGAAAUGACGGUGAAACUCAAGUCAACACUGCAAGACAUGGACCAAAGAUGCCCACAGCUAAACAAGCAAAUCACUGCGGCUCAGAACAUGAAGAACAAAACCAAUAACCCUGAGACACGGGCAACCAUUACAGACCGCAUUGAAAAAUUACAGGCACACUGGGAAGAUUCCCACACCAAGCUGAUGAACAGGGUCCUUCAACUGCAGAACAUGCAUAAGGACUCCAGUGAUUGGUUGGAGGCCAGAAAACGGGUGGAGCCUCUCAUUAAGAGAGCCAAUGAAAAACUAGAGAGCUGGAAUAAAGUUUCUCACAGUGUUGAUGAUUUAAAAGGCCAAAAUGCAGAUGUCAAGCAACUUUCUAAGGAUAUACAGCAGUGGCAAGCUCAGAUGAAUGUCACCAAUGAGCUGGCGAACAAACUGCUGACCCUUUAUGCAGAUGACGACACAAGGAAAGUUAAACAAAUGACUGACAGCAUGAAUCUAGCUUGGGACAACAUCAAAAAGCGUGCAGGGGACAAGGAGGCAGAUCUGGAAGCCGGACUGCGACAAUUGCAGUAUUUCUACUUGGACCUGGAGAAAUUCCUUAAUUGGCUUACUGAAGCAGAAACCACAGCCAAUGUCUUACAAGAUGCCACAUUUAAGGAGGGACUUCUGGAAAACCCUGCCACAGUGCGGCAUUUACUCGAGCAAUGGCAGGAUCUCCAAGCAGAGAUUGAUGCCCACCAGGAGAUGUACCAUUCAUUAGAUGAAAACGGACAGCGUAUUGUGUCAUCUCUGGAGGGGACGGACAAUGCCGUGGUGCUACAAAAACGGCUUGAUGACAUGGGGCAUCGGUGGCAUGAGCUCUGUAACAAAGUUAUGAGUAUAAGGCCCUAUCUGGAUGCAGGUGUAGAUCAGUGGAAACACAUGCACAUGUCCUUACAAGAGCUGCUCAACUGGCUGCAGCUGAAGAGGGAGGAGUUAGAGAAGCAGAAACCAGUAGGGGGUGAUGUGCCGACCGUGCACCAACAACUACUUACGCACAAGGGCUUCAGAAGAGAGUUGGGUGCCAAAGAACCUGUGAUCAAUGGAACACUCAGCAACGCUAAAACCUUUCUCGCUGAGAUGCCUCGUGAGGGUCUUAAACAGAGGCCUGGACAACUGGAUGUAAGUCCUGAGGAGAGGGUUCAAAACGUGGGCCGCAUAUUGCGUAAAGAAGUGGAGGAUGUAACAGUGCGAUGGAAGAAUCUGGGUGCAGCUUCCGUUGACUGGCAGCAACAGCUGGAACUGGCCUUGGAGAGGCUGAUGGAGCUGCAGGAUGCUCAGGAUCAGCUGGACUUUAAGCUCCGGCAGGCUGAGACCAUGAAGAAUUCUUGGAAGCCUGUUGGAGACCUGCUCAUAGACGAUUUGCAAAACCACAUAGACAGAGUAAAGGCAUUCCAGGAGGAGAUAGCUCCCAUCCAGGAUAAUGUAAAUCAGGUCAACCAACUGGCCUCCACAUUUAGACCACCUGACAUUCAGCUCUCUCCAGACAACCUGAGCAGAAAUGAUGACCUCAACAUGAGAUGGAGGUUCCUGCAGAUCUCCAUUGAGGAACAUCUGACCCAGCUGACCACAGCCUAUAAGGACUUGGGGCCCCAGUCUCAGAAUUUCCUACAUGCGUCCGUUGAAAGCCCUCUUGAACGGUCAAUUUCGCCCAACAAUGUCCCCUACUAUAUCAAUCACCAGACCCAAACAACAUGCUGGGACCACCCAAAGAUGGCAGAACUGUACCAGUCGUUAGGACGAACUGGAAAGAUUCGUACCCUAUCCUUCAAAACAGGAAUAAUCUGUUUGUGCAAAGCUCACCUUGAAGAUAAGUACAGAUUUUUGUUCAGAGAGGUGGCCAGUGCCACAGGCUUUUGUGACCAGCGGCGCCUCGGCCUCCUUCUGCACGACGCCAUUCAGAUCCCCAGGCAGCUGGGUGAGGUGGCGUCUUUCGGUGGGAGCAAUAUCGAGCCCAGUGUGCGCAGCUGCUUUCAGUUUGCCAAUAACAAACCAGAGCUAGAGGCUUCAGUCUUCCUGGACUGGAUGCGUUUAGAACCUCAGUCGAUGGUUUGGCUUCCUGUCCUUCAUCGUGUGGCGGCUGCUGAGGCAGCAAAGCACCAGGCUAAAUGCAACAUUUGUAAGGAAUGUCCUAUUAUUGGCUUCAGGUACCGGAGUUUAAAGCACUUUAACUAUGAUAUCUGCCAAAGCUGCUUUUUUUCUGGCAGAGUGGCCAAAGGUCACAAGAUGCAGUACCCUAUGGUUGAAUAUUGCACACCGACGACAUCAGGAGAGGACGUGCGAGACUUUGCCAAGGUGUUGAAGAAUAAGUUCAGGACAAAGCGCUAUUUUGCCAAGCAUCCUCGCAUGGGUUACCUUCCCGUCCAGACCAUCCUUGAGGGAGACAACAUGGAGACUCCUGUUACACUGAUCAACUUCUGGCCUGUUGACCAUCUGCCAGCAUCUUCCCCCCAACUCUCCCAUGACGACACCCACUCGCGCAUCGAGCAUUACGCUAGCAGGCUAGCUGAAAUGGAGAUCCGAAAUGGCUCGUAUGUGAAUGACAAUGUAUCGCCCAAUGAAAGCAUGGAUGAUGAGCAUCUGCUGAUCCAGCACUACUGCCAGAGUCUGAAUCAAGGCUCUCCUCUCAGCCAGCCGCAGAGCCCCACUCAGAUCCUCAUCUCAAUGGAGACUGAAGAGAAGGGGGAUCUUGAGAGAGUGCUCAACGAUCUGGAGCAGGAAAACAGGAAGCUGCAAUCGGAGUACGAUCGUCUUAAGAAGGCACACGAUCAAAAGGGUCUGUCGCCGUUGCCCUCACCCCCACAGAUGCUGCCCGUCUCUCCCCAGAGUCCACGCGACGCUGAACUGAUCGCCGAGGCCAAACUACUGCGGCAGCACAAGGGACGUUUGGAAGCAAGAAUGCAAAUCCUGGAGGAUCACAACAAACAGCUGGAAUCACAGCUCAAACGCCUUAGACAGUUACUUGAGCAGCCACAGACUGAGUCCAAGGUGAAUGGCACUGCCCUGUCCUCCCCGUCCACUGCCUCUCCGAGAUCUGACACCAGCCUGGCCUCACUGCGUGUGGCCGCAAGCCAAACCACAGAGACGAUGGGUGAUGAUGAGCUGUCCAGUUCCUCCCAGGAUGCAAGCACUGGAUUAGAGGACGUCAUCGAGCAGCUCAACAAUUCCUUCCCCCACAGCCAAGGUGCUAAUGUGGGAAGUCUUUUCCACAUGGUUGAUAACAUUGGACAUGCCAUGGAGUCAUUGGUUAAUGUAAUAACUGAGGAGCAGGAUUUAGACUGAAGAUGUCUUCUCCUAGUUGCAUGCUUUUGUAGUGUCAACAACUGGACAGGAUAUGUUUACAAUGGAAAUAUAAAUAAAAAUCUAUUUUUCUGAAGGAUCGCGGUUCCACUUUGUAGAUUUGAUCUUUAGUAGUUUCAGUAGUUUCUUACAGCGAGUCUAGAAUUGUUUAUUAAUAAUAAUAAAAAAAAGUUUUUUCAACUUCUAUGCAAUUGUACAAAAAUACGACAACAGGUGUGUGAUAACGUAACAUUGCGUGCCAUGUCUUUGUACAGAGUGGAGCACAUUUUAAAAAAGUGUUUUAUCUAAAUGGGUGACUGAGUAUAUGCAGGGGUGCUUUAUCAACUAAUUUUGUUUGUAACAAAAUAACAAAUGCAUAUUAAAAGGCAAGCCCGUUAUACUUGUGCGUGUUUGUGUGUGCGAUAGAGUGUGUUUGAAACGUGUCCAUGUGUAAUCCGUCCCAUUCAACUACUGCAG
Messenger RNA from Sinocyclocheilus grahami, 10257 nucleotides. Its product is annotated as dystrophin-like. The transcript has 70 exons. Gene Ontology annotation, cellular component: sarcolemma. The coding region runs from base 58 to 9783 and encodes 3241 amino acids. Gene Ontology annotation, molecular function: protein binding; zinc ion binding. The record is from RefSeq and is a predicted model, not a curated record. Gene Ontology annotation, biological process: neuron development; synaptic signaling; skeletal muscle tissue development. Lineage: Eukaryota; Metazoa; Chordata; Actinopteri; Cypriniformes; Cyprinidae.